CACAUCAGCUGCUGAACUCCUGUGCUGAGAGGAGAGGCUGAAAUGCCACCCAAAAGGUGACACACACACAGCUCCGGUGAGGAAUUGUCCACUCGGACACAGCGAUGCUUUUCCCGGCGUGGAUCCCUCCUGCCCACCCCGCAGGUGACCCCAGCGAGCUCUGACCGAUGAGCAGGACACUGGAAUUAACUCCCCCCGUGCCAAACUGCCCGUGAUGAGCCGGUGAGCGGAGAUUCCAGGGCUGUGACAAAAAAAAUAUUUAUUUUUAUAUUUCCUUUGGAUCCCGAGCCCCCCUGGCUGCAGCACAGGCGGGAUGGACCCGUGAGGAUGCCGGGGCUGAGCACGGAGCCGGAGCACAACCAUGAACAGCAUCUCCAACUGCAGCGAGACAGACCUCAAGCCCUACUACGCCGUCACCUACACGGUGAUCCUGAUCCCCGGGCUCAUCGGCAACACCCUGGCCUUGUGGGUCUUCUAUGGCUACAUGAAAGAGACUAAGAGGGCUGUGAUAUUCAUGAUCAAUUUAGCCAUUGCUGACUUGUCACAGGUGCUGUCCUUGCCCCUGAGGAUUUUUUACUACCUGACGGGCACGUGGGAGUUCGGGGGAGGUCUCUGCAUGCUCUGCUUCUACCUGAAGUACGUCAAUAUGUACGCCAGCAUCUACUUCUUGGUGUGCAUCAGCGUGAGGAGGUACCUGUUCCUCAUGCACCCCUUCAAAUUCAGUGACUGCAGGCGUGUCUGCGAUGUCUACAUCAGCAUCGUGGGCUGGGUCGUGGUCUGCGUGGGCUGCCUGCCUUUCCCCCUCCUCAGGAUGCAGCACCAGCAGGAUAAAAACGCCUGUUUUGUGGAUCUUCCCAUCAAGAAACUCGACCUGCCCACCUCCAUCACGCUGAUGACCAUAGGGGAGUUGGUGGGGUUUGUGACCCCCCUGCUCAUCAUCCUGUACUGCUCCUGGAAGACAAUCCUGUCACUAAAAGAGAGGCACUCUGCUUCCCGGGACCUGGGCGAGAAGAAGAAGGCUUUAAAGAUGAUCCUCACCUGCGCCCUGGUGUUCCUGAUCUGCUUUGGACCUUACCACAUCAGCUUCCCCCUGGAUUUCUUUGUGAAAACGGGGCAGAUCCAGGAGGGCUGCGUGCCCAUCUCGGUGUUCCACGCCGUGGCUUUGUGCCUCGCCAGCCUCAACUCCUGCGUGGAUCCCAUCAUCUACUACUUCACCACGGAUGAGUUCAGGAGACGCCUCUCCAGGCAGGACCUGCAGGACAGCAUCCAUCUCCAGCACCUCAGCCACGGCAGGAGGCACUCCAGGGAUGUGCUUGGGGAGGACACCAUGGAAUACUGAUUCCCAGCACUCCCAAUGUUCAUUACAGUUUGGCCUUUGCCACAGUUUUUUUCCCUCAGGACACUGAGAACAACAACUAAAACUUCUGCUUUCAGUGAGGGUUGGAAUAAACAAACAACUCCCACCCUCAGAAAUACCCAAACCUGACCAAAAAGGUGUUGAUUUAAUACUUCAGGUGCACAUUUGCACUGAAUAGAAAUAGGAGCAUUUCCAUUCCUCAGCAGGGCAGCAGGAGGUCACGAACCCAUGGGAGAGGUGACCCAUGUCCCUCUGUCACCCAUGGCAUCACCCAGCCACGUCCUGGUCAGCAAGAAACAGCAAAGAUUCUGGGGUCUUGCCGUGCAGAAAGAAUUUGAUCCUAAAAAUCACUGGAUGCCACAACAUUCCCUGUUUCUGAAGCACAAGACAAUUCAGCAGAGACUGAUUCUCCAUGGAGUGCCCAGAGCCUGCUCCAGCCGUGCUGAGCAUGGGGUGAGCAGCAGAAGGUGGCCCCAAAGGAUUUCCCAUUUAAAUAAUUAAUGAAGCCUCAUUUGGGGGCGUAGCAAAUGCCAUCACCCCAAAUCACACAGCCAGGGAAGUUCCACACAUUAUUUUUCUGCCAUCAGUUCCCACUUCUGGGUGCAAAGACAAGGCUUAGAGCCAGGCCUUGGGUUUUGAACCAUGGGGUUGUGCUUGGGGGGUAUUUAUUCAAGCCAUGUGUCCAUCAAGCCAUUCAAGGUCCUCUUUUCACCAAAAAUGGGGCAAAUUAUUUUCCUUUCACUGAUAACUGACCCACAGCCAUCACAUCCACUCCCCAUUAACAGCAGCAGGAUUCCAACAGAGGAUCCAAACCUUUCCAAAGUUUGCUGUAAUGGGAACUCCCUGGAAGCAAAGUCGAAGGUGCCACGAGAGAUUUUUAAUCAGGGCUCAAAAGUGGAUGUUGUUUUAAUAUUUGCUUUAAAUUCAAACCAAAGAGACUUCAGGCUUCAUUUGCACCUUCUUGUAAAACGUUAUUUUUCUAUGACAGUAUCAUUUUUUAUUUAUGCAAAUGUUGGUUUAUAAUUUAUAUAAGGGAAAGACACAUUGUAAGAAAAUGAUGUGAAGCCCAGAAAGUGUCAGAACACAAGAAGUUUGUUUUCUUUUCAAAAACUUUUUCAUAUAAUAAAAGAAAACUCCACCACCUCUUCCCUACAGGAAUCUAAGCCAGUGCCUGAUGGCUGAGCAAGCACUGAUAAUUCAUGGAAGCCACAUUCACAGUGCCAAAAAAAAUAUAUUUAUUUUUAU
Molecule: messenger RNA, 2602 nt
Organism: Zonotrichia albicollis (white-throated sparrow)
Lineage: Eukaryota; Metazoa; Chordata; Aves; Passeriformes; Passerellidae
Gene: GPR174
Product: G protein-coupled receptor 174
Biological process (GO): phospholipase C-activating G protein-coupled receptor signaling pathway; positive regulation of Rho protein signal transduction
Cellular component (GO): plasma membrane
Molecular function (GO): G protein-coupled receptor activity
Source: RefSeq, a predicted model, not a curated record